Molecule: messenger RNA, 951 nt
Organism: Actinia tenebrosa (Australian red waratah sea anemone)
Lineage: Eukaryota; Metazoa; Cnidaria; Anthozoa; Actiniaria; Actiniidae
Source: RefSeq, a predicted model, not a curated record
AGAAGAAGAAGUUUAGCUAGAAAAACGUGGUUGAACGCGAAGGACAGCAGUAUGGUCUAUUCAUUUCUAAAUAAGCUGUGUAACUAUGAAAAAUGGGACAACUACGAUGAGGAAGAACAAGAAAAUCUUACACAGUCUUGUUCAGAUGAUGAAAACAAUAGCGAAGAAGUGUCAGUAAGCAUAGGAACUUCGAAGGAGAGCAAAGCAGGAACGAUGAAUUGCAAGCUGCGACCAACGCCGAAUGGAAGAAUCUAUUUCUUUCGACCAUCUCUCUUGAAUUUCAUAUUUCUUCUGAUUUUCAUAUUUCUGGUAUACCAUUGGAUUUUCUCCAAGCUCGACAAAAUUCACAACCUUCGUAGGACGCCGAUAGAGGAUGCAUUCAAUCGUAGAAUCUCGCUCUUCAUGUCAUAUCAGGGCAGGAAUUUAAACUUCACAGUGUUCAAGAGACGCGCUCUCGAAGGACGAGUUGGGGAUUUCUCUUGUUCUUCGUCAAUACAUCCAAGCAAGUGCGCCUUUCAUGUGGACAAUCUCAUUCAAGCCAUACAAAUAUGUAAGGUCUAUGAUGAUGUUUGUAAAGGGUUUGUUUUAACGGAGGAAAAAGGAGGUUUGGUGAUUUAUCUGAAACACGAUGUUGCGAGAGUGCAUAAAAGUAAUGACUCUGCACUUUUCGUCAGGACAUGCUUUGUGCCAAAAGAGGGAUUUGAAUUGAUGACUAACUUGGAUCUGACCUAACCUGCUUUAUCAUUAAAGCUUGGUCAGGGAGAAGUCGACUAAAGAUCUUCGUGCACUUAUUAGUGAAAUUUGUUGGAAACAUAAUGACAGAUGAGGAAUGGUUUGGACACAAAGACUAAAAAGGCAGCACAGGAAGGAAGGAAGGAAGGAAGGAAGGAAGGCGGAACGAAUGAACAAGUAAGGAAAGGAAAAGAAUGGCAAAGCAAGGCAAGGCAAGGG